CCCUUUCCUCUCCCCCGUCCUCUUCAUCCCUCCCUCCCUCUUUCUCUCCUCCCCCCGCUCCCUCGCCGCGCUCCUCCAUUUCCCUCGGCCGCGGGCACGCCGGUUCCCCCAUCCCAAGUACCAUGCUGUCCGCGGAGACCGGCCUCCCGCCCGAGUCCGGGCCCGGCCCGGCCCCGGCGGCCCCGGCGGCCCCGGAUGCCCCAAUGGCUCCGACCCAGCAGACAGCCGGACAUUCCAUGCAAUUGGACUCGGAAGAUUCCGAUCGGACGCCCGAUGACAGCGUUGACUCCGAUGACUCGGCCCCCUCAUCCUCGGCGGCCGGGCCGAGGCGGCCGUCGCCCCGGACGCGCGGCCCGGGCCGGCCCCGACGCCCCGGCGCCAGCGCCGCCCCCAAGCCGGCCGCAUCGUAUGGCAGCCGCCUUCCCCCGACGCAGGAGUUCCGCCAGGCGGCUCUCCUGUCGGCGGCCACCCUCCCCGGGCUGGACACCAGUCUCCCGCACUUCCACGACGACCUGACCAAGCCGCCCUACUCCUAUGCGUCGCUCAUUGCCCAGGCCAUUCUCGCCAGCCCCGAGCGGCAAAAGACCCUGUCGGCCAUUUAUGAAUGGAUCGCCGCCGUGUAUCCGUAUUACUCCGUCCGGGACCCCGGCUGGCAGAAUUCCAUCCGCCACAACCUCUCCCUGAACCAGUGCUUCUUGAAGAUCCCGCGCUCGGAGUUCCAGCCCGGCAAGGGGGCCUUCUGGUCGAUUGACGACUUGGCCGCGUCGCAGCUGGUGGCCGGGUCGCUGAAGCGCCAGCGCCUCCGCAGCGCCAAGGCCAAGCCGGCCGCCAGCGACGACCCCCCCGAUCCCGAGGCCGACCCCGAGGCCGGAGGCAAGGCCCCCUCCAAGCCCCCGGGCAAGGCCGCCCGGGCCCCGGGCAAGAUCUCCGCCCGGGCUCCGAGCCGGGCCUCGGCCAAGGCCACCAAGGCCACCGCCGCCAACCGGGCGCCGGGCGCCGGAUCGACCACUGCGGUGGCGGCGGCGGCGGCCGCCGCAACGGCAGCCGUGGCCCCGGCCGCCGAGCUGCCCGACUUGUCGGAUCCGGUCAGUGACGAGCUGGCCCUCCUGAACACGGUGUCCGACCCGGACCUCCUGCUUGGCGAGGAGGACGCGCUGGUUGGCAGCUCGGGCCCCCUGUCGCCCGGCGGGUCGCCGGACUCCUCGGCGAUGAUGUUGACUCCCGGCUUGGCGGGUAGCCGGCCCGUGGCUUCCAGCAGCGGCGGCGGCGGCGGCGGCGGCGGCGGCAGCAGCAGCAUCCCCCCCGAGGACGACUCGCUGCUGUGUGCCUCCUCCGGCGGCCGGCAGCUGUCGCCAAGUGCCGCGGCGCUGUUCCCCCUGGGGGGCUCCGGGGCCAUGUCCUCGCCCGGGGGUCUGUUCCACCCGCCGCAACCUUCGCCCGGGGGUGGCCAUGGCCCGGCUCAUGCGCACGCCUUCGCCGGCAGUGGGACCCCCCUGCUCAAGGCGGCUCUGGCCGCGGGGGAUGCCCCCCAUGCGGCGCCCCUCUUCCACCCGGGAACCAGCCCGCGCGAUGUGGCCCGCGGGCGCGACCCGCGCAAGCUCUCCUCCUCGGCCCCGAACAGCUUCUACGGCGGUCUCCCGGGCUCGGGUGCCCUUGAGCACCAUCCUUCCCAGCACUCGCCGUACCUGCAGUUCCAACAGCCGCCGCCGCAGCCGCCGCCGCCGCCGCCGCAGCAGCCGCAUCACCAGCCGCCGCACCAGCUCCACCAUCACCCCCAUCAGCCACAGCAGCCGCACCCGCAGCCGCAUCGGCAGCACCCGCAGCCGCACCCGCUCCAGCACCAGCACCAGCACCACUUGCCGUCGCAGGGGUCCCCCUUCGGCGGCGGUCAGCCCAUCCACCCGGACCACUACCCGCCUCACCAGUACUCCUCGUCGCAGCCGGGGGGGUCGUUCAUGCAUCUGGCCGGGGCCGAGCCCGGCCCUGGGGGGUUUGGCUUUGAGACCGGCUCCAUUGGGCGCUUUGGUCCGGCGCAUUCGUCGCCGAUCGCGAGCUCCAGCUCAGGCGACCUCGGCCCCUUCGGCCAGCACCACCCCUCCUUUGCCCCGGGCCCGGGGGAUGUCCUGCUGCCGGCCGAUCGGGCCACCCUGGCCGCGACCUUCUCCCGCUCGGCCGUCUCCACCUGGUCUGGCCCCCCGGUGUCGGCCCUGUCGUCCGGCCUGUCGACCGGGCCGCACGACCCCCCCUCCUCCUCCUCCUCUUCCUCCUCCUCCUCCUCCUCCUCCUCCUCCUCCUCCUCCUCGGGUCCGGGCCUGGGGGGCUUCGGCGGAGGAGGCGCCGGAGCCCCCGGGACCCGGGGGCCUGAUGGUGCUUCCUCCGGCACCACCAGCCCCCCGCUGUCCUCGUCACCGCAGUCCACCGCCCCGCUGGGGGGCACCUCCUCGUCGCCUGGGCCGUCAGCCCGGCUGGGCAGCGCGUCCGGCUUCCGGGCCCCCUAUGCCACGGGGCUCACCGGGUCCGGGCCGGCUACCAGCACCAAGCACCUGACGGCCGGGGCGACAUUCGCCACGCCGACCGGCGCCGCCACUGCGGCCGCCAUCGCCGGGGGGGUGAGCGCCUCGCCCGUUGUGGCGGCCGGGCUCUUCGGGUCGCCGCUGACCCCCACCCCCACGCCGCCGGUCCCGGGUGCCGGACCCGCCGCCGCCGCCGCCACCGCCGCCGCCACCGCCACCGCCACCGCCGCUGGCUCUGCUGCCGGCGCCGGCGCCACCAGCCCCGGGCUCGGGUCCUUCCCGAAGCGCUUCCGCCGACAGUCGGCCUCGACCGCCGGGAUGCCGGUCCUGUCGACCUCCAUGCCGGGGGUGCAUGUGGCCGGGGCCGGGGGCUCGGCCGCGUCCCUGUCGCCGCUGGCCACGGCGGCGGCCCUGUCCAAUGCCAGUCGGCACCAUCCGGCACCGCUGUCGCUGGUGCAUGGGGGGCUGGACGUGGCCACCCCCUCGCCCGGCGGAGGCCUGCAUGACCCGGGCGCCGCUUCGGCCAUGUUCUUCGAGUCGCCGGCCCCCUCGCCGGUGCUGGGGUUCGUGCCGCUGUCGGCCGGGGGAGGCGGCCCGGGGGGUCCCGGCGGCUCGGCCGACUACGACCCGGCCGGCACCCCGACCUCCGGGCUGGAGUUUUGCUAUGAAGACGACAUCGAUGACGAUGUCCCCUACCAGGCAUAUGGCUUGCCGAGCUCGGUCACUCAGUCGAAGCUCCGGCCGGCUGCCUCGACGCCGAUCUCGAUCGGCGCUCGGUCGGCCGGGCCGCAAGGGCUCCCGGGCCACUCGCCGGCCACCCCGGCGACCGGGGCCUCGGUCGGCACCCCGGCCAGCGGGCCCCUGCUGCCGCCUGCCUCGGGGGGCGUCCUGUCCACCUCCACCUCCUCCUCUUCCUCCUCCUCCUUGUGCUCCUCUCCCGGCCUGCAGUAUCUGCCGCACCUGCCCCAGCCGCCAAGCUCAUCGUACCAGACCCCGGGGCACCAUCUCCUUCACCAGCCGGCGGCCGGGCAUCCCGGCCAUGCCGGGCACGCGGGGCUCCCCUCGCCCUCGCCCUCGCCCUCGUUGGCGUCCCUGCCGAAUGCGGCCGGCGGGACCCCGGCCGAGGGGCCGGACCCCGGGGGGCUGGCCCAUGGCGGCCGGCCCAUUCGCGCCGGCCUGAACAUCACCAGCUUCCUGGCCGGAUCCGGGGGCGCCGAGGCCAGCGCCUCCUUCGGCUCGCCGAAGCGCGCGCGCAAGCUCUCCAUCGACAACAUCCGGCAGUUUUACUCGACCGGGCCCGGGGGCAGUGGCAACGGGUCGCCGCAUGCGCCGAGCCCGCUGGGCGGGCUGGUGGGCGGCGCUGCCGGCGGGUCGCACAGCCCGCAUGCGCCCUUCUCCGCGUCGCCCUAUUCCACCUUGCUGAUGGCGUCGGCCACGGGCGGCGGCGGCGGCGGCGGCGGCGGCCUGGUCACCUCGGCCUCGACCCCCUCAUUGUCAACCCUGUCGACGGCCAGUCCGCCGUAUUCCCCGUUGACUGGCACCGGGACCGGGUGCACGCCGUCCCCCAUGCCGGCGCAUUUGCCCUCGGCCGGGGCAUCUGCCACGUCGGUGGUGGCGGUGGCGGUGGCGGCCGCCGCGGCGGAGGCCGCCGCCGCCGGCUACCCCCUGUCCUACACGCAGGCGGCACACCACCACUCGCUGCCGCUGCUGGCCGGUACCAGCCCGUCCCCCUCGUCGCCGCCGUUCGGGGCCCAGGCCGCCAUCCCGGUGGUCCCCUUCCAGCAUCCCUAUCACCACUCGUCGCAGGCGCAUCAUCACCACCACCACCACCACCACCUCCCGCAGGCGCAUCACCAUCACCACCACCACCAGCAGCAGCAGCAGCAGCAGCAGCAGCAGCAGCAUCACCAUCAUCCACACCCCUCGCAGCAUCACUCGCACCAUCACGCCUUCUCGACCGGCUCCCGGCCGAUGGCGUCGUCCCUCCGCCGGUCGCAGUCCAGCGGCAUUCCCCUCUCUUCACACGACACCACGACCCCCUUCCCCUCGUCGCCCCUGGCCUCGGUGCCGCCGGUGACCAAGAGCACCCUGGUCGGGGGAUUGGCGGCUCCUCCGCCGGGGGCCCCGAGCCCCGGGGCCACCCGGCCCCCCCCGGCGGCGGCGUCGGCCACCUUCGGCGCGGAGAUGGCCUCGGCCAGCGAGCCGCCAGCGCCAUCGUCCUCAGCCUGGUCCACGGGACCCGACGGGGGUGCGAUGGCGGCCGGGUCGGGGCCGGCCCCGGCUGCCGGUGGCGCGUCCUUCGGCCUGGCCCCGGUGGACGGCUCGCUGGCCCCCCACGCGGGGGCCGGCCCCGGUCCCGGCGGGCAGACCCACUCUCGGUCCUCCUCGGCCCCGGGGUCGGUGGCCCUGCCAGCGCUCUUCGGUGGCGACCCCCCGGCCGCAUCGGACCUGGUGGCCUCGCUCAGCACCUCGGGCUUGGAUAUGCCACUUUCCUCGUCCGAGAAUUUGCUGCUGGUGUCCAGCCACAGCGGGCCGCUGUUGUCGGGCCCCGGCGAUGACAUGCAGCUGGCCUACUCGCAGUCGGGGUCCGGGUUUCACCUGCAGCAGGCGCACCACCCGUAUGCCGGGCAUCAGCGUCAGUCGGAGGCCGGCUCAGUGACCGGGGUGGCCUCGCCGCCGCCACCACUAGCGUCGUCGUCGUCUUCAUCGUCGUCGUCGUCGCCACCGCCGCCGCCGCCGCCGCCGCCGCAUCACCACCACCAUCACCAGCACCUCCACCACCACCACCAGCAUCACCCUCACCAGCACCACCAUGUCCCGCUGUCCGGCACCCUCCACGCGCAUGAGCAGGCCUCCAUGGUGGCGACGGUGGCCUCCUCAGACCAUCCUGCUCAUCUGGCCUCGGCCCAUCUUGAGUCCACCCCUCCCGGCCUCGAGCACCUCGAUCAACACUCACAGAGGCUGCCGCCGCCGGCUGAGCAGCACCCAGCGCGUGCGACGUCGUCCCGGUCGGACUUCGCAUACGACCAUGCGGAGCCCUACCCCGGCUAUGACGGCCUAACCAAGGACCCCUCGGUCUCGAUGCUGGUGCCGCCCCUGUCAGCACUCAGCAUCGAGUCUGACAUCAUGGCCACGCAGUACUUCACGGAUUCCAUCUUCCCGGUGACCUCGGAUGUCACGGCGCCUGAUGGCGAACCAACGGCCCUGGUGUCGGACGACUCCUCCGCCUCACAUCAUUUUGAUUCGGCUGUCAAUGCCGCAUCCUCUGCCCCCGGGGACCUUUUCGCCCAGUCCACCUUCCAAAGUGACAGUGGUGUGCUGGAUAGCGACUUUUCCUCGGGCUACCUGCCGGACUUCCACACCAGCGCUGCACACGGGCCCGGCUCCUUCGCUGGCUCGGAGAGCAAUGCCGAGGCGCAAAGCUCGCCGUCCACCUUCUCCUCGACGCUUCUUUAGUGUUCCUGCGGUGUCCUCGCAGACACGCAGCCCCCCCCCCC
Fonticula alba is the source of this 6010-nucleotide messenger RNA. RefSeq lists its product as hypothetical. Gene Ontology annotation, cellular component: nucleus. Gene Ontology annotation, molecular function: RNA polymerase II cis-regulatory region sequence-specific DNA binding; DNA-binding transcription factor activity, RNA polymerase II-specific. Gene Ontology annotation, biological process: regulation of transcription by RNA polymerase II. The coding region runs from base 123 to 5969 and encodes 1948 amino acids. The transcript has 6 exons. The record is from RefSeq and is a predicted model, not a curated record. NCBI's taxonomy places the organism in Eukaryota, Rotosphaerida, Fonticulaceae.